CUUCAAAACCCCCGACCUCCAACUCCGUUCUUCCUCGCCAUCAGCAAUGGCUUCUCCGGUGACCCAAGCUCCACCCCUCCUCCUCCUCCUCCUCCUCUUCGUCUUCCUCCUCACCUCCUCCAUCUCCGCCUGGAAGAAGGACGAGUUCCGCAACUGCAACCAGACCCCCUUCUGCAAGCGCGCUCGCUUCCGCAAACCCCAUUCCCUCCCGCCUUUCACCGUAUCCGACGUAUCCCUCUCCGAUGGUGGCCUCUCCGCCCGUCUCGUAUCCUCUGAGGUCCCCCGACCCCUCCUCCUCCACCUCUCCGUCUACCAUGGCGGCAUCCUCCGCCUCAAGAUCGACGAGGAUUCCUCCACAGAUCCACCCUCCCGUCAACGAUUUCAGGUUCCCGACGUUCUCCUCUCCGAUCUUAACGAUCGGCGCCUCUGGCUCUCCCGCCUUUCCUCCUCCUCGCCGGGCUUCUCCUCCUUCUACCUCGCCGAUGGCUUCGAGGCCGUUCUCCGCCACGAUCCCUUCGAGCUCUCCAUCCGUCGCACUGGAUCGGGCUCCGAUCCGACUCAAGAUCGUAUCCUUUCUCUCAAUUCUCAUGGGCUCUUUGAUUUCGAACAGCUUCGGAGCAAGAACGAUGGGGAGGAGUGGGAGGAGAGGUUUAGAAGUCACACCGAUUCCCGUCCCUAUGGUCCCCAGUCAAUCACCCUUGAUGUCUCUUUCUAUGAUGCUGAUUUCGUCUAUGGGAUUCCAGAGCAUGCUUCUACUUCUCUUGCUCUUCGUCCGACGAGAGGUCCUGGUGUUGAUGAUUCGGAACCUUACAGGUUGUUCAAUCUUGAUGUGUUUGAGUACAUUCACGAGUCUCCGUUCGGCCUCUAUGGAUCAAUUCCAUUCAUGAUCUCUCACGGUGAACGAUCCUCAGCUGGAUUCUUUUGGCUUAACUCUGCUGAAAUGCAGAUUGAUGUUCUUGCCCCUGGAUGGGAUGAUCCUGAAUCCCCGGUUAAUGGUCGGAUUGAUACUUUGUGGAUGAGUGAGGCUGGUAUUGUUGAUGCCUUCUUUUUUGUUGGUCCUGGGCCGAAGGAUGUGAUACGGCAGUACACUAGCUUGACGGGGACACCCUCAAUGCCGCCAGAGUUUGCCAUUGCUUACCAUCAGUGCCGCUGGAACUACCGGGAUGAGGAGGAUGUUGCUGCAGUUGAUGCAGGUUUUGAUGAGCAUGACAUCCCAUAUGAUGUGCUAUGGCUCGACAUUGAGCACACAGAUGGAAAGAGGUACUUCACUUGGGACAGGACUUUGUUCCCCACUCCGGAAGAGAUGCAGAAGAAGCUGGCUGACAAGGGGAGGAAAAUGGUGACUAUUGUUGACCCACACAUCAAGAGGGAUGAUUCAUAUUUUAUACACAAGGAGGCUACUGAGAAGGGGUAUUAUGUAAAGGACGCUAGCGGAAAGGAUUAUGAUGGAUGGUGCUGGCCGGGUUCGUCGUCCUACCUUGAUAUGUUGAAUCCAGAGAUACGGGAGUGGUGGGCUGAGAAGUUUUCCCUGGAGAACUACAAGGGUUCCACCCCCACAUUGUAUAUUUGGAAUGAUAUGAAUGAGCCUUCUGUCUUCAAUGGCCCUGAGGUAACAAUGCCUAGGGAUGCUGUACAUUAUGGGGGUGUGGAACACAGAGAAGUGCAUAAUGCUAAUGGAUACUUCUUCCAUAUGGCAACUGCUAAUGGGCUUUUAAAGCGUGGCGGUGGAAAAGUUAGGCCUUUUGUUCUUUCAAGGGCUUUCUUUGCUGGAAGUCAAAGGUAUGGAGCAGUGUGGACUGGAGACAAUUCUGCAGAUUGGGAUCAGCUCAGAGUUUCUGUUCCAAUGACAGUAACUCUUGGCCUUACUGGCAUAGCUUUCUCUGGUGCGGAUGUUGGUGGGUUUUUUGGCAACCCAGAAACAGAGCUAUUGGUGCGUUGGUAUCAAGUUGGUGCUUACUAUCCUUUCUUCAGAGGUCAUGCCCAUCAUGAUACCAAAAGGCGGGAGCCUUGGCUUUUCGGGGAACGGAACACUGCUUUAAUGCGAGAGGCAAUACGCACACGAUACAGCUUGCUACCAUACUACUAUACACUGUUCAGAGAGGCAAGUGUUAGUGGUGUCCCGGUUAUGCGGCCUUUGUGGCUGGAAUUUCCUGAUGAUAAAGAAGCAUAUAAUAAUGCUGAUGCUUUCAUGAUUGGAUCAAGCCUUUUAGUCCAGGGUAUUUAUGAAGAGAAGCAAAAAACUGUGUCAGUUUAUUUGCCUGGCAAAAAACAGUCUUGGUAUAACCUGAAAAGUGGUGUUGCAUUUGCUGCUGGUAUGACUCAUAAACUGGAAGUAUCAGAAGAUGGCAUACCCAGUUUCCAGAGGGCUGGAACUAUUAUUCCCAGAAGAGACAGAUUCAGGCGAAGUUCAAGUCAAAUGGUGAAUGAUCCCUACACUCUGGUGAUUGCUUUGAAUAGCUCUCUUGCUGCCGAAGGGGAUCUUUAUGUUGAUGAUGGGAAAAGCUAUGACUUUGAGCAAGGAGCCUACAUCCAUCGCCGUUUUAUCUUCUAUAAUGGUAAGUUAUCUUCAUCAAGCAUCCGGCCUUCCAAUGCAGGUGAGAAAAAGUUCUCAUCAGAUUGUGUCAUCGAGAGAAUCAUAUUUCUGGGGUUACCAAACGGGCCGAAAAGAGCUCUCAUUGAAACAGAAAACCGUGAAACUGACAUAGAACCAGGCCCCCUUGUUCUUCGCUCCGGAUCAAGCCCAAGAGCCCUUGUUGUACGAAAACCAAAUUUGCGCAUCGCCGAUGACUGGACUCUCAAAAUUUUUUAGAUCAUGACCCACAUCGAAGAGCCUCCAUGACACUUUUUGACGCCCUUCAAGUCAGAUCUCAGCUUAUUUAAACUUCUUCAUUUUAACCCUUAAAACCUUUUUCCUUAAUUAAGGGUUUAAGGGCACUCAUUAACUAUUUUAGUGUUUCUAUUGAUAGACUAGAUGAGGCCUAUGCAUAUCACUAUUUGCCAAUGUUGUAAUUUGCAGUGCUUUUUAGAUCAAAAUUUGGAUCGGCCGCUAUGCUUUCAUGAGUAGUGUGAUAUUUGUAUAAGAUAAAGUUAUCAGAUUAAUUUUACUCAUGAAAAUUAUCAGCUGAGAUAACUUGAAUGGUCAUUAUUCAUUUGGAAAGUUUAUUUGAUGUGUUCUAUGUA
This is a messenger RNA of Dioscorea cayenensis subsp. rotundata (Guinea yam), 3180 nucleotides long. RefSeq names its product probable glucan 1,3-alpha-glucosidase. The record is from RefSeq and is a predicted model, not a curated record. Gene Ontology annotation, molecular function: carbohydrate binding; alpha-glucosidase activity. Gene Ontology annotation, biological process: carbohydrate metabolic process; N-glycan processing. NCBI's taxonomy places the organism in Eukaryota, Viridiplantae, Streptophyta, Magnoliopsida, Dioscoreales, Dioscoreaceae.